This is a messenger RNA of Phalaenopsis equestris, 1590 nucleotides long. RefSeq names its product serine/threonine-protein phosphatase PP1-like. The transcript has 4 exons. Bases 362 to 1336 code for a protein of 324 amino acids. Gene Ontology annotation, cellular component: nucleus; cytoplasm. The record is from RefSeq and is a predicted model, not a curated record. Lineage: Eukaryota; Viridiplantae; Streptophyta; Magnoliopsida; Asparagales; Orchidaceae. Gene Ontology annotation, molecular function: protein serine/threonine phosphatase activity.
CAUGUCUCGGACUCUAGUUGCCAUGUUUCCCUGAAGGCUGAAAGUCAAUCGCACUUCUGAGAGAGGGAGAGAGCAUCCCCUUUUCCUUUCUUUCAGAAGCUGAAGCCGCCGCGAUCGUGAGGAAACAAAGGUAAGAGAGACAGAGAGAGAAAGGAGAGACGCGUAGAGUGAUGCUAUUUCCAGAGAUCGUAGUCUUAGCUAGGUCAAGAUUACCCGGGGACCUUAGUUUCCAUCUUUUACCUUGCAACUCUCGCUUCUCUCCCCUCAGUGGCCUUGCUGCCUGAGUCCGAUUGAUUUCUCUGAAGAGAAGAUAAGGGUUUGUGUCGUGUUUUUAGGGUUGGAGGAGGGAGUAUAGUGAUUGAUGGAUAGUGGUCUUCUGGAUGAUAUCAUCCGGCGGCUGCUGGAGGUGAGAGGGAGGCCGGGAAAGCAGGUGCAGCUUUCGGAAGCAGAGAUUCGCCAGCUCUGUGUUGUGUCGCGCGACAUUUUUUUGCACCAACCUAAUCUGCUUGAGCUUGAGGCUCCCAUUAAAAUUUGUGGGGACAUUCAUGGUCAGUACUCUGAUCUGUUACGUCUCUUUGAAUAUGGAGGCCUUCCUCCUGCAGCUAAUUACCUCUUCUUGGGCGACUAUGUUGACCGAGGGAAGCAGAGUCUUGAAACAAUAUGUCUCCUUUUAGCCUACAAAAUCAAAUACCCUGAAAACUUCUUCCUUUUGAGAGGCAACCAUGAAUGUGCUUCAAUAAACCGAAUAUACGGAUUUUACGAUGAAUGUAAACGUAGAUUCAACGUGAGGAUUUGGAAAGUUUUCACGGAUUGCUUUAACUGCCUUCCUGUGGCGGCUCUUAUUGAUGAAAAAAUCCUCUGUAUGCAUGGAGGUUUAUCUCCGGACUUGCAUAGUUUGGAUCAGAUAAGAAACCAAGCCCGACCAACUGAUGUUCCUGAGACUGGUUUACUUUGUGAUCUUCUCUGGUCUGAUCCUAGCAAAGAUGUACAAAGCUGGGGAAUGAAUGAUAGAGGGGUUUCCUACACUUUUGGUGCUGACAAGGUGUCUGAGUUUCUUCAAAAACAUGAUCUAGAUCUUAUAUGUCGUGCUCAUCAGGUUGUUGAAGAUGGCUAUGAGUUCUUCGCUGAUAGGCAACUGGUCACGAUAUUCUCAGCACCAAAUUACUGCGGAGAAUUUGACAAUGCGGGUGCUAUGAUGAGUGUGGAUGACACUCUUAUGUGUUCCUUUCAAAUACUAAAGCCGGCGGAGAAGAAGAAACCAAACUUUGGAAGUACUACUAGUAAAUUGGGGACACCUCAAGCAGGAGUGAAGUCUUUUCUUGGGGCAAAAGUUUGAGGGCUAUUUCAGAGAUCCAUUCACAAGAUUGAGCUCAUCGGUUUGAUGCAUUAUUUCAUGAAGGAGAUUUCAUUUUCGGGUGUGGUAUGCAGUUUGAAUCUGUAAUAGUACAUAAUGAUUACAGGACAAUUGAGUGAUUAAAUGAUUGAGCCCUAAAUUUCUGUAAAUGAUGAGCUUAUGCUUCUUCAGAGGUAAAUUACUUGAGAUGUUAAUUGCUCCAAUUUUCAGUGUAAUAAUAAGACCCCCUUUCACUA